Andrographis paniculata is the source of this 914-nucleotide messenger RNA. Its product is annotated as cystinosin homolog. The record is from RefSeq and is a predicted model, not a curated record. Bases 17 to 811 code for a protein of 264 amino acids. The transcript has 9 exons. NCBI's taxonomy places the organism in Eukaryota, Viridiplantae, Streptophyta, Magnoliopsida, Lamiales, Acanthaceae. Gene Ontology annotation, molecular function: L-cystine transmembrane transporter activity. Gene Ontology annotation, biological process: L-cystine transport. Gene Ontology annotation, cellular component: vacuolar membrane.
GGAGUAUUCAGGAUCGAUGCCUUCGUGGAGAUCGUUUCCAUUGGAGGUGACGUCCUCCAUUUUGGGAUGGAUCGCGUUCUCGUCCUGGUCUGUCAGUUUCUACCCGCAGAUCCUGCUUAAUUUCCAGAGAAAAAGCGUGGUAGGGCUUAAUUUCGAUUUCGCGCUGCUGAAUUACCUGAAGCAGAAUUUGUAUUUGUCCUACAAUGCUUCCAUGACCUUCAGCCACACAGUGCAGGCGCAAUACCGUGCAAAAUAUGGUCACAAUCAGAUGCUACCUGUUGCUGUAAACGAUGUGGCUUUCUCAAUACAUGCUGUUCUGACGACUGGUUUCACUGGAUUCCAGAUUUUGAUAUAUGAUCGAGGGAACCAGAAGGUCUCGAAGACAUGUAAAGCCCUUAUUUUGAUCACGGGGUUAGCUGCUGCAAUUUGCACGUUCUUAGCCAUACCGAGCAAUAAAUGGUAUUGGCUGGUGUCCAGCUUUAACACAAUUCAGGUUGCUAUGACAGUCAUCAAAUACAUUCCUCAGGUGGUAUUCAACUUCCAGCGCAAAAGCACGACUGGGUUCAGCAUUGGCAUGGUCUUGCUUGAUUUAUUGGGGGGCAUUUGCAACAUGACGCAGAUGAUCUUGCAGUCGAUAGAUCAACGUUCCUACAAAAACUUGUUUGGAAACAUAGGGAAGAGUCUGUUAGCAUUGGUGACUAUAAUAUUCGACGGAAUCUUCAUAUUUCAGCAUUAUGUGCUGUAUCCAGCCAAGGCAGCUUCGUCUCAGGUGAAUGUGGAGCUGCCGAGAGAUGUUGAAGCAGCACGAUGAAAUUCGUCUAGUUCUGAUGAACAACUACACAACUACUCCACUUCGGUGCCACGAGCCAUAUGUAAUGAUAGACCAUUCAAGCAUACCUGGUCUGGAAAUGCAG